Frieseomelitta varia is the source of this 1970-nucleotide messenger RNA. Its product is annotated as 26S proteasome non-ATPase regulatory subunit 6-like. The record is from RefSeq and is a predicted model, not a curated record. Gene Ontology annotation, cellular component: proteasome regulatory particle. Gene Ontology annotation, biological process: proteasome-mediated ubiquitin-dependent protein catabolic process. The coding region runs from base 16 to 1875 and encodes 619 amino acids. NCBI's taxonomy places the organism in Eukaryota, Metazoa, Arthropoda, Insecta, Hymenoptera, Apidae. The transcript is spliced from 2 exons. Gene Ontology annotation, molecular function: nucleic acid binding; 3'-5'-RNA exonuclease activity.
AUAACAGUAAGAGCCAUGAGUAUUUCAGAAUUGUGUCGCGCAACUCCCGAGUACAUACUACUCAUCAAAAUCCGAUUCAAAUUGACUUUGCAGAAGUACCGAAACGACGAAAGCCUAAAGGCUGAGUUACUCGACGCCAUAAAAAGGAGAAACAUGACCCGCCACUACGAAGACGUGUGCAAGGAGCUCGACUGGAAAGUCGACGAAGAUCUCCUGAACAGGAUGAAGCGUGAGAACGAGAUCACUUGGAAAAGGAUAGAGUCCUCCGACGGCUCUGCUCUCGAGGACAGCGAGAGAAAAAACUGGAAAGAGAAAUUCGAAUUCCUUUGCGAAACCGGCGAUCUCGAUCGCGCCGAGAGCAUCGUGAACGCCGUCACAAACGACGAGACCAACUCGUCCAGCGUCAGAAUCGAGGCUGCGUUCGGCUUGUUCAGAGUAGCGUAUAUCAAAAGUAACGUCCACUCGAUGGGCCGGACGAUCGUCAAGAUAACAAACUUGAUGGAAGGAUCUUGCGCGUCGGGCAACAACUGGUGUUGCCGCAACAAGCUGAAAGUAUACGAGACCGUUUACUAUCUGGCGAUACGGAACUUCGCUCGCGCCGCGCGCCUUUUGCUCGAUUGCAUCCCCACCUUCGAAUCCUACGAAUUGUUGCCUUUCAAAGAGGUCGUAGAGUACACGGUGCUGUCGGGGAUGAUCUCCAUGUCUCGAUCGGAGCUUAACUCUCAGUUCAACAACAACGGCCUUCUGCAACAGGCUCUCAUCACCGAGACUCCCAAAUAUAGAGAAUACCUCUAUUCCCUUCACGAUUGCCAUUACAAAGAAUUCUUCGAGAACCUCGCCUGGAUAGAGCGCGAGCUCAGGGCAAAUCCUCUGCUCCACCUCCACUGUCGCUAUUACGUGAGGGAGAUGCGCCUAAAGGCGUACAGUCAGCUACUGCGAGCGUACAGGACCAUCAAUUUGAGCAGAAUGGCGACAGAGUUCGGCGUGACGGAAGAAUACAUAGAGCAGGAGGUGGCGCGUUUCAUCGCCAAUGGUAGAUUGCACUGUAAAAUCGAUAAGGUAGCGGGGACGAUCGUUACCAUCAGCGCCGCCGGGUGCAGCAGAGGACAGGCACCUGAUGUUUCCUGCGAUCGAGAGUUGAUCUAUCAAAAUAUAAUAAAAAGGGGCGACGCACAAUUCAAUGGAAUAAUGGCGACACGACUUCUCACGAAAUAUCCUCGAUCGAUUUACAAAGGGAACAAAGAAGCCAAGCAACCUUUCAACUAUUUGCUCGUACUGGACUUUGAAUGCACUUGCAAGAAGUAUGAAAAGAUUGACCCUCAGGAAAUUAUCGAACUUCCCUGCGCGGCGGUGUCCACGACAAGCUGGGAGGUGGAGAACGUUUUUCACGAGUACAUCAAGCCAAAGCACCAUCCUCGGCUCGAUCCGUUUUGCACAGAGCUCACCGGAAUCGUGCAGGAUAUGGUAGAAAAUCAACCUCACUUUCCAGAGGUGUUUGAAAAGUUUUGCGACUGGCUGGAAGAGCACAAAUAUUUCAAAGACGGGAACGAUUCCACGUUUGUCACGUGCGGUGACUGGGACUUGAAGCACAUGCUGCCAAAACAGUGCGAGUUGGAAGACAUACCUCUGCCCAAGCAAUUCAUGAAGUGGAUAAACUUGAAAAAUGUUGUUUGUGACGUGACAGAUUAUUACCCACGAAGCUUGUCGGACAUGCUCUCGUAUCUCAAUCUCCCGAUAAUAGGAACACUGCACUCCGGCAUAAACGACGUGGAGAAUAUGGUCCAAAUAAUACAAGCACUUCAAUCGCAAAACAACACAGAGUUUAAGAUCAACACUGUACAUUACAAUAUUUUAAGGCAAUAUAUGAAUAAGUAGGGAACUCAUUGAAAAUUAAUUUAUUGAUAGUAAAAAUACUGUCUGUAUAAAAAUUAAAAAGCUGUAACGUGUUUUGUAUAAUAAAUAUUUCAAUA